Homarus americanus (American lobster) is the source of this 879-nucleotide messenger RNA. RefSeq names its product mucin-20-like. Bases 1 to 879 code for a protein of 292 amino acids. The record is from RefSeq and is a predicted model, not a curated record. The transcript has 2 exons. NCBI's taxonomy places the organism in Eukaryota, Metazoa, Arthropoda, Malacostraca, Decapoda, Nephropidae.
AUGACUUCAAGACCCCGUAUGGUCGCUACUAGUCCCCAAGUCCCUUAUUCGGGUGAGUUGGCCGCCCCGACGACGCUCGACAAGACCAGUGGUAAUGGACUUUACCUCACGCCUACCUGCCAGUCAUCACGCCUACCUGCCAGUCAUCACGCCUACCUGCCAGUCAUCACGCCUACCUGCCAGCGUCAUCACGCCUACCCGCCAAUCAUCACGCCCACCUGCCAGUCAUCACGUCUACCCGCCAGUCAUCACGCCUACCUGCCAAUCAUCACGCCCACCCGCCAGCCAUCACGCCUCACCUGCCAGUCAUCACGCCUACCUGCCAGUCAUCACGCCUACCUGCCAGUCAUCACGCCCACCUGCCAGUCAUCACGCCUACCUGCCAGUCAUCACGCCCACCUGCCAGCGUCAUCACGCCCACCUGCCAGUCACGCCCACCCGCCAGUCAUCACGCCCACCCGCCAGUCAUCACGCCUACCUGCCAGUCAUCACGCCCACCCGCCAGUCAUCACGCCCACCUGCCAGCCAUCACGCCUACCUGCCAGUCACGCCCACCCGCCAGUCAUCACGCCCACCCGCCAGUCAUCACGCCUACCCGCCAGUCAUCACGCCCACCUGCCAGUCAUCACGCCUACCCGCCAGCAUCAUCACGCCCACCUGCCAGUCAUCACGCCCACCUGCCAGCUCAUCACGCCCACCUCGCCAGUCAUCACGCCCACCUGCCAGUCAUCACGCCUACCCGCCAGUCAUCACGCCUACCUGCCAGUCAUCACGCCUACCUGCCAGCCAUCACGCCUACCUGCCAGUCAUCACGCCUACCUGCCAGUCAUCACGCCUACCUGCCAGUCAUCACGCCUACCUGCCAGUCAUCACGCCUAA